Paramecium tetraurelia is the source of this 735-nucleotide messenger RNA. RefSeq lists its product as uncharacterized. Gene Ontology annotation, biological process: protein dephosphorylation; negative regulation of MAPK cascade. Gene Ontology annotation, molecular function: protein tyrosine/threonine phosphatase activity; MAP kinase tyrosine/serine/threonine phosphatase activity. The record is from RefSeq and is a predicted model, not a curated record. Gene Ontology annotation, cellular component: cytoplasm. Lineage: Eukaryota; Ciliophora; Oligohymenophorea; Peniculida; Parameciidae. The transcript has a single exon.
AUGAUCCAACAAUUAAACAAAUGGGAUUGUAUCCUUGAACCAAUUCUCAAAAAUAAUGUUUACAUGUAAAAUACUUAUUAAAUUCUAAGUGCAGGAUUAUAUUUAGCUGACAUUGAUUGUGCAUUAAGCUUAGAUCUUUUACAAUCCUUGUAAAUUGGAGCUUUAUUAAGCGUCAUUGAUGAACCAAAAGUAGAUGCCUCAGCUUAUAUUAUACAUGAAGUAAUUAAUAUUCCAGAUUGCACCUAAUAAAAUAUUUAAGAAUAUUUUCCUUAAACAAAUCAAUUUAUCGAAUAACAUAGAUAACAUACCAAUGUUAUGGUGCAUUGUUUUGCUGGCAUCUCUAGAAGUGCAUCUGUGAUUAUAGCUUAUUUAAUGUUUAAAUUCUAAUGGGGAUUUUAAACAGCAUUAAAUUAUGUCGUUUCAAAAAGACCUUAAGUUAAACCUAACUUUGGUUUUAUCUAGUAAUUAAUCUAAUACGAUAAACAAAAUAAAACAAGAUAGUCUUCAUAGCAGCAUCAACAUCAAGGGUCUAAUCCCAAUAAAAAUGAAAAAAACUUAUCUCAAUCUGAUAGCAAAAGCAACAGAUAAUAAGUACACUCAAAACUGGAUUUAAAUUAAUUAGAUGCUGAAAUAGCUCAAAGAUAGUAGGAGUUAUAACUUCUUAAACUUCAAUAUUAAUAAUUGAAUGAGAAAAUUAUUAGUAGAAAUACAAAAAAUAAGUAAUCUUAAGAGUGA